AAAGAGACGCGUUUCCCCCCACGAAUUCAUUGACAGACUUGAAGUCAUGUCAGCCUCAGCUUCAGCCCAUCAGCUAUAUACACCCAUGAUUUGUUCGUCUCUCCCAACCGGCCCUGCUUCCUGCUACUCUGCAUUCUCCAGCUCUUACUUUCAGAGAUGACCACUGAAACUAGCACUCUUCUAAGUACGUUGCCCAAGAAUAUACCAGCAAGCUUUCUCAAGCAAAUUACAGAUGAUUUCUCUCCUGAUCGAGAACUUGGUAAAGGUGCAUUUGGAACAGUCUACAAGGGAAUUCUGGAGGAUGGGGAAGUGAUUGCUGUCAAGAAGCUUGUGGAAAAUCCUCCUAUGGGGCAUGAGAAAACAUUUAGUAAUGAGGUCGGAAAUCUUAUGGCAAUCCAGCAUGAAAAUAUAGUGAAGUUGGUUGGUUUCUGCCAUGAAUCACAGAAGAAGUUGGUGCCGCACAAUGGAAGAUACAUAAUAGUAGAUAUAACUGAAGUUCUACUCUGCUAUGAGUAUCUACCCAACGGAAGCCUUGACAAGUAUCUAUUUGCUGAACCUAAUAGAAUGGACUGGGACACGCGGUUCAAAAUAGUUAAAGGAAUCUGCAAAGGUUUACAUUUCCUACAUAAGGAAAUGGAUCAGCCUGUUGUUCAUAUGGAUCUUAAGCCUGAAAAUAUUUUGUUGGAUGAUAACAUGGCCCCCAAAAUUGCGGAUUUUGGACUUGCAAGGCUAUUCGGUCAAGAGCAGACCCGGAUGCACACUCAAAAUGUUGUGGGAUCACUAGGAUACAUGGCCCCAGAGUAUUUAUAUAGAGGUGAAAUCUCUACCCAGUUAGACAUAUAUAGUUUAGGUCUACUAAUCAUUCAGAUCAGCACUGGAGAAAAGAAUAUACCCGAUGCUGAAGACAAGUGCGGAAGGAAAUUUAUUGACAGAGUACACAAAAACUGGACAGAUCGCCACGUAACGUCCAAGUAUGCAUCGUUCGAUGCAUAUCGCCUUCAACAAAUUGAAAUGUGUGUUGAAAUUGGGUUACAAUGUGUGGAAAAAGAACGCAAGAAGAGACCCUCCAUAGUAGAUAUUGUAGACAAGCUCGAUGGGAAGCACGCAGUCUAAAUGGUGGAUGAGAGGUUUCUCAAUCCCAACAAGUUUCCAACAAUUUGGUCUCAUGAGGAUUGCAGAUCAGUAUGCAAGAUGGAUAAAACAUGUUCGAUUAUUAAAAGAGGACCUGAAAUUCUUUAGGAAUAAGAUAAUUUCUGAUAUAAUGUCAUUAUGAGAACUAUCAAAUUUUAUUCUUUCCAUUGGCCGCGCAACUUUUGCAAUAAAUAUAUUUUCUUUGGAACAGUUAUUAUGAAGUGGUGUAUCAUAGUGGAUCUUGAGAAACCGCUUUUAUCAUAGUGCAGUAUGGCUUGAUCA
Panicum virgatum (switchgrass) is the source of this 1413-nucleotide messenger RNA. Its product is annotated as cysteine-rich receptor-like protein kinase 26. Gene Ontology annotation, molecular function: ATP binding; protein kinase activity. Gene Ontology annotation, biological process: protein phosphorylation. NCBI's taxonomy places the organism in Eukaryota, Viridiplantae, Streptophyta, Magnoliopsida, Poales, Poaceae. The transcript is spliced from 7 exons. The coding region runs from base 157 to 1113 and encodes 318 amino acids. The record is from RefSeq and is a predicted model, not a curated record.